ACCAGACUUUUGCUCUCUGUGGAGGUCAAAGGGGUUUUAUCGGCUGUGCAAAUGGAACCAAGAUUCGGAUUUUAUCAGCUAACUAUGGACGACUAGACGAAAAUAUAUGUCCUACCGGUAACACUAAAACACGUACCUGUCGUUCAAAGAUGUCUGAAAUUAAGACAAAAUGGAACUGCAAUGGGUACAAGACAUGUCACCUUCACGCUGCUAAACAGGACUUUGGAGACCCGUGUCCUACUUUCUCUAAAUAUUUGGAGGUCAAAUACCACUGUAUCAAGGACCUUAACAACUAUUCAAAAGCUAAAUAUAUUGCAUUUAAUGCAUACAUUACCAAACGGCUACAAUUUCCUGAUAGCCCCGUGAAUGUUGUUUACGAUGGUGUAUACUUCAACCAUGGAAAUGCUUACAAUAAUCACACUGGAGUCUUCACAACGCCAGCUGACGGACUGUACGUGUUUACGUGGUCAAGUCUUGUUGCACCAAAAAAGUUGUUUGACGCGGAAAUUCUAGUCAAUGGGCAAAGACAAGGACUCGGGAAUUGCUACAAUAGACAAAGUAAAGGAUAUGAAAGCUGUUCAAAUACAGUUCCACUACUCUUGAAAAUUGGGGACAUCAUAAACAUUCGAACUACAACUGCAGACUAUCUUCAUGAAGAUUGGUCCAGUUUUAAGGGAUGGAAAGUAUAA
This is a messenger RNA of Saccostrea cuccullata (small rock oyster), 689 nucleotides long. Its product is annotated as EMILIN-2-like. The annotation marks the transcript as partial. Gene Ontology annotation, molecular function: protein binding; carbohydrate binding. The transcript has 2 exons. Lineage: Eukaryota; Metazoa; Mollusca; Bivalvia; Ostreida; Ostreidae. The record is from RefSeq and is a predicted model, not a curated record.